Xylaria bambusicola is the source of this 1371-nucleotide messenger RNA. Its product is annotated as Glucanosyltransferase-domain-containing protein. Gene Ontology annotation, cellular component: fungal-type cell wall; cytoplasm. Lineage: Eukaryota; Fungi; Ascomycota; Sordariomycetes; Xylariales; Xylariaceae. The transcript is spliced from 5 exons. Gene Ontology annotation, biological process: fungal-type cell wall (1->3)-beta-D-glucan biosynthetic process. The record is from RefSeq and is a predicted model, not a curated record. Gene Ontology annotation, molecular function: 1,3-beta-glucanosyltransferase activity. Bases 1 to 1371 code for a protein of 456 amino acids.
AUGCGUUCCCACGUGCUGGCAGCAGCAGGCGCCCUGGUGGCCGCCAACGCUGCUCACGGCAGCCCGACCGCCACGGAAAAACAACUACCCAAUCGAGCUGCUGCUCUCCCGACUGUCACCGCUUCGGGCAAUGCUUUCUGGACGGGCGAUAAGCGAUUCUAUGUUCGAGGCAUCGACUACCAACCCGGUGGCUCUUCAGACAAUGCAGACCCCCUCGCAGAUCCUGACUUGUGCUCGCGAGAUAUCACGCGCUUCAAGGACCUCGGUGUCAAUGCCAUCCGUGUUUACUCGGUGGACAACUCUAAGGAUCAUACUGAGUGCAUGCAGAAACUCAAUGAUGCAGGCAUCUACCUGGUCCUAGACGUGAAUAACCCCCAAUACUCGAUCAAUCGAGACGAACCCGAACCAUCGUACAAUGACAAGUACCUGCAAAGUGUCUUUGCAACCAUUGAUGAGUUUGCCAAGUACGACAACACUCUUGCCUUUUUCUCUGGCAACGAGGUCAUUAACGACAAGCCCGAGACGGUCAAGUCAGCGCCAUAUGUCAAGGCGACCACUCGUGAUAUGCGCCAAUACAUUGGCUCUCGCGGCUAUCGUAAAAUCCCUGUUGGCUACUCUGCUGCUGAUGUUAGCGAAAAUCGAAUGCAGACAGCCGAUUACUUCAAUUGCGGUGGUGAUGACGAGCGCAGUGACUUCUUCGCAUUUAACGACUACUCUUGGUGCGCCCCAUCAUCCUUCCAACAGUCUGGCUGGGAUCAAAAGGUUAAGAACUUCACUGGUUACGGUCUACCAAUUUUCCUGUCUGAGUGGGGAUGUAUCAAGAAUACCCGUGAUUUCGAGGAGCUCAGCGCCUUGAUGAGCGAUCAGAUGUCUGGUGUUUACUCUGGUGGUUUGAUGUACGAGUACAGUCGCGAAGGAAAUGGUUACGGUAUUGUCGAACUUUCCGGCAACUCAGACUCGGUCAAGAAAGAGAGUGAAUAUGAUACCUUCAAGAAGGCACUUGCCAAGUACCCUGCUCCCUCUGGUGAUGGUGGUUUCACCUCCACUACGAAGGCUGUGGCCUGCCCUACGCAAGAUUCGAUUUGGGACCUUGGAAAAUGGGGUGAGAGUUCACUUCCUGCCAUUCCCGACGGAGCUAAGAAGUUCAUGAAAGACGGUGCUGGCGAUGGCCCCGGUCUUACGGGCCCUGGAUCACAGAACGCCGGUGGCACUUCGACGGGUACCGCCACGCCUGGAUCUGGUGAAGUCAGCGCAACCGCGUCAGGCGAUAACGCUGGCACUGGUCGUCCCGCCCCACCGAUGGAUAUGGGCUUUCUGGCUGUUACCGGUGUAGUCGGGUUCUUCACGCUUGCUGGUACCUUGCUUCUUUAA